Molecule: messenger RNA, 447 nt
Organism: Naegleria lovaniensis
Lineage: Eukaryota; Heterolobosea; Eutetramitea; Acrasida; Naegleriidae
Exons: 1
Coding region: 1-447 (148 amino acids)
Source: RefSeq, a predicted model, not a curated record
AUGGAUUUAAAACAACAAAAAUUUAGAAAUGACAACGAGUUCAUGCUGUACAAUGGACAAAAAACAUCCUAUACAGAAGUUUACUUUAAACUUGGCAAUGCUCACUUGCUGUAUAGCAUUGAAAAUAAUCAAAAGUGCUCUUGUUCCAACACCCGAUUGGAUUUGGAAAGAAUGUGUAUUGCUCGAUCUGCGGUCGUCAAUUCCAAAGCAAGAAUUCUCGACUUGGAGGCCACUAAAUUUGAAAUCCAAGAAAAUUCAUCAACAUUCGUUGCAGGAAUGGUCGUUAGAGACGAUAAAUUGCCUCUUGAUGAGUGCUUUAUAUUGAGUACGUCCAGGACUGGCCAAGCAAUGACUGGACACGAUGACUACUUUAACAUGGAAGCUCGUGUCGAUAGUAAUGCCUUCAAAAUUCCAUCCUUUUGCCCAACGGUCGACAAGUGCUUGUAA